AUGUCUUUCUCCUCAUCUGUCCGUCUGUUCUUCCCCAAAUUCCCCACUUCUUCCCCAAUUUUCAAAUCCCUAAUUCCUCCUACUUUCCUACUUUCACCACCGAAGAAUCUUGUACCUAUCAAAACGAUAACGAUCCAAUCGAUACCCACAAGACUAUCUCCCCCGAAUUCGACUUCACCGUCUUCAUCGGACCAGAACACCCUCCAACCCAUAGAAGAACUCCCCAAAAAGCUGCAAGAAAUCGUCAAUCUCUUCCAAUCCGUACAGGAUCCAAGAGCCAAAUACGAGCAGUUAUUAUUCUAUGGCAAAAAGCUUCAGCCCCUUGAAGACCAAUUCAAGACUAACGAAAACAAGGUCAUAGGUUGCGUUUCUCAGGGCUUAGCAGCUUUACUGGUUCAAGAAGCUGAGAAAGGGAUUGAAUCAUCAACCCAGAUUCAGACCCCCAUCAAAGAACUGGAAUCUGAUUCAAAAAUUGAGAACCCUGUUGAGAAUUCGAAUAUUGAUGAUGGUGAUUCAAAAAGUGAGAACCCUAAUGGUGUUUUGGGAAGUAGAGGACAGAGGAUAUCAGAGAUUUUAAAGAGGGAGCUUAAACCGAUCGAAUUGGAGGUCAAAGAUGUAUCAUAUCAGCAUGCUGGACAUGCAGGGGUGAGGGGUAGUAAUGGGGAGACACAUUUUAAUUUGAAAGUGGUUUCAAAGGAGUUCGAAGGGAAGAGUAUGCCAAGACACCUAAUUAAGAUGAUGAAGUGCAUUCUUGAAAUGAGGCAUCAUUCACAAAAAAGAAAAAGGCAAAUAACGACUUCCCAUAUGAACAAUUUCUACUUCGUCUUGGAAAUAUCGUGUUCAUUCAUGCUAGCAUCAUACACAACACCUUGUAAUCCGGAUUCAGUUGAAUCUUUGCCUUAUCAGCAAAAGUAUUCCCCACCGGAUCUUUUGUCAAAUAUCUUCCAUGUUCUCACCAUGAUUAGCAUUGUGUCUAUGGUUUAG
Molecule: messenger RNA, 984 nt
Organism: Lactuca saligna
Lineage: Eukaryota; Viridiplantae; Streptophyta; Magnoliopsida; Asterales; Asteraceae
Source: the annotation of a GenBank genome assembly